GCAGCCUUCAGUCUGCCUAGUCGUCCACAGCUCGCAACCCGCGGAUUUACAAUCAACAAUUGAGUCACAAUUCUGCUCAGGGAUAUCUUUCUCUCCCAUCGGUAUAUUUCCUAAAUAUGAGGUGGUUUGUGUCUCUGAAAAUGGUCUAGCUAAAAUCUCUGAUUCGUGAAGCAGCAGCAGCCUGUUAGCACUGAGCAAGGAUGUCCAGUAGCUCGGGCUACCCCCCCAGCCAGGGCAGCUUCAGCAGCGAGCAGAGCCGAUACCCACCACAUUCUGUCCAGUACACCUUCACCGGCACGCGCCACCAACAGGAUUUCACCGUCCCAGACUAUAGGACUCAUAUGCAAGAUCCACAGGGUCGGAGAAGACCAUCUUUACUGUCUGAAUUCCACCCUGGAGCUGAAAGGCCUCCAGAGAGACGCCAUGGUUACGAACAGCAGUUUCACUCCAUCACAGCCCAGUCUGAACAUGAGGCCUUGGAGGCGAAACGCCCUCGCAUGGAGACUGUUGCUGAGGCCCACAUUGCCCGCACCCCUCCCACAGCUGGGGGUAUUGUCAUGCCCAUAACCCAUACGGUGCAGGACAGUCUAAGAGCCACUGUGGAGGUCAAAAAGGAGUCUCAGUUCACUGUCAAAGUGGAGUCUCAGUCCCCAGGAGGACCUACGCUACAUAUGGGGGAGGAGCAGGAUACGUCGCCCUCCAAACUGUCCAAGGAGGAGCUGAUCCAGAGCAUGGACCGUGUGGACAGAGAGAUAGCUAAAGUGGAGCAGCAGAUUUUCAAGCUGAAGAAAAAGCAGCAACAACUGGAGGAGGAAGCAGCAAAGCCAGUGGAGCCAGAAAAGCCAGUGACCCCUCCACCAGUGGAGCACAAGCACCGCAGCAUAGUCCAGAUCAUCUACGAUGAGAACAGGAAAAAAGCUGAAGAGGCCCAUAAAAUACUGGAAGGUCUUGGUCCUAAGGUUGAGCUGCCCCUGUACAAUCAGCCAUCAGACACAAAGGUGUACCAUGACAACAUCAAGACAAACCAAGUCAUGAGGAAGAAGCUGAUUUUGUUUUUUAAGAGGAGGAAUCACGCUCGUAAACAAAGGGAGCAGAAGAUCUGCCAGCGCUAUGACCAGCUGAUGGAAGCGUGGGAGAAGAAGGUGGAGCGAAUGGAGAACAACCCCAGACGCAAAGCCAAGGAGAGCAGGACACGGGAGUACUAUGAAAGGCAAUUCCCUGAGAUACGCAAGCAGAGAGAGCAGCAGGAGCGCUUCCAGAGGGUUGGACAAAGAGGAACAGGCCUGUCUGCAACAAUUGCAAGAAGCGAGCAUGAGAUUUCUGAAAUUAUAGAUGGCCUUUCUGAGCAGGAGAACAACGAGAAACAGAUGAGACAGCUGUCAGUCAUCCCUCCCAUGAUGUACGACUCUGAGCAGAGGCGAGUGAAGUUUAUCAACAUGAAUGGCCUGAUGGAUGACCCAAUGAAGGUGUACAAAGCCCGGCAGUUCAUGAAUGUUUGGACCGAACACGAAAAGGAGAUCUUUAAGGAGAAGUUUGUCCAACACCCCAAGAACUUCGGCCUGAUUGCCUCCUAUCUGGAGAGAAAGUGCGUUGCUGACUGUGUCCUUUACUACUACUUGACCAAGAAGAACCAUAAUUACAAGACGCUGGUGAGGCGAAACUAUGGAAGACGGAGAGGAAGGAACCAGCAAAUAACACGUCCCUCACAAGAAGACAAGUCAGACGACAAAAACGAAGAGGACAAAUCCGAGAAGUCCGAGAAAAAAGAGGACGAAGAAAAGAAGGACGAGGAAGAGAAAGAUGAAAAGGAGGAUUCUAGGGACAUUGGCAAGGACAAAGACAAGUGUGACGGUGGGGAGGACGAGGACGGAAAGGAGCAAAACACGCCGCGUGGCAGGAAGACUGCCAACAGCCAGGGCCGCCGUAAGGGAAGGAUCACAACACGCUCCAUGGCCAAUGAGGCUGCAUCUGUGGCGGCUGAGGAGGCACCUCCCCCUGCCACUGAGUCUGCCUUGCCAGAUCCUCCACAGCUCCCUAAACCUGAUCCAGCGCAGAAGGCUAUAAAGGAGCCUGCAAAACCCCAGACUCCAGUCGCUUCCAUGGAUGCUAAUAAAGCUGGUGCUGGUGAAACCGGAGAAACUUCUCGCUGGACCGAGGAGGAGAUGGAAGUCGCCAAAAAAGGGCUGGUUGAGCAUGGGCGAAACUGGACGGCAAUUGCCAAAAUGGUUGGCACCAAAAGCGAAGCACAGUGCAAGAACUUCUAUUUCAACUACAAGAGACGUCACAACCUGGACAACCUGCUACAGCAGCAUAAGCAGGACACACGGCGGGCUCGUGCUGAUAGGUCUCAAGGUGAAGGUCUAGCCACAGCAUCACCCGAUGAUGAUGAUGAGGACAACCCCGAUGACAGUGAAGGCGGUGACAACAGCUCUGAUACAGAAAGUGCCCCCUCCCCUUCUCAGGCUGACUCCUCAAAGUCUGGUGACUCCAAGAGGGCAGACAGCACUGCGGGUGAUGCUCAGUGCUCUGACCAGGACAAAGGUCAGGCCAGCAAUGGAAAGGCCCUGGAGCCCUCAUAUGGGGAACUCUGUGUCAAGGAAGAGAAAAGCCCAGAGAGCGAGACUGGCUCUCAGGACGCCAGGGUGGCCGCAUAUGCAGGCUCGGUGCAUCCCAAAACUGAACCUCAGGAUGUGGACAUGAAGACUGGAGAGGUUCAGGUCAAGAUGGAGCCUGAGAUCAAGGAGAGAGGAGAAAAGGGAGAUCAUGGUGGAAGAGAGCUUCAUUCAGAUAAUGACUCCAGUGCCACCUGCAGUGCUGAUGAGGAUGUGGACGCAGAGCCUGAAAGAAGAAUGUUCUCCAUGGAAAAGCCUUCAUUGCUUAGCCCCCCAGGUUCGGUGCUGGUGUCCUCGCCCAAGCAAACCCAACUUAACAUCCAGCAGCUGCAGCAGCGGGCAGCUGCCAUCCCACCUAUGGUACCUGGUCCUUUUGGCCCCGGUGGUGUGCCCAUUAGUGGAUUUGCCAUGUUGCAACACCAGAUCAAAGCAGCGCAUGAAUCGGCACACCAAGAGGAGAAGCAGAGGCAGGAUCAGGGAGACCUGGAGCGCAGACCCCCCUUCAACACACGCAGCCCCACCAUAAUAGACCGAGAUGGUAAGCCCUUACCCUACAUGCCUUAUGACAUGAAGCUGGCUCUGGACCAGGAGGCCCACUCUGGUCGGCCAGGCUCUCCCUACAGACUCUCCCCCAGGGAGCUGAGCAAGGCCUCACCCCAGCCUGACCCCAACGCCCCCAGUGUCUCCCGCUACAGUGUGCCACCAGUCCUCCACCCUGCCCCCAACCAGCUAGUCCAGAGUAUGCCAGAUGGAGUCCGUGUGACGUUCAGCAGACCCAGUCGACCUCCCAACAUUCCCUCUCCUCCUCCACUCAUUCCAACCACCAAGCCCACGGACAAGCCCUCCUUCAUCCAAGGCGGCUCCAUCUCCCAGGGAACUCCUGGCACAUACCUGCCGUCCCAUGCCGUUUAUGGGCCAGAAGGGACUAAGAGCACUGUGGGCUCCAUCUCUCUGGGUCUGCCUCGACAGCAAGAUCCUAACAAGCCUGGAGCUGUAGUUCCAUCUAUGCAGGAUGGCAGAGGCAACCCAGCAAAGGUGGGCGAGGGUCUGGCCUUCAGAGGAUCAAUCACUCAGGGCACCCCAGCCCUGCCCCAGUCUAGCAUUGCUGCAGACCUCCUGAAGGGCACAAUCACAAAGCUGGCCACAGAGGACCUAAGCAGCUCAGACAAGGCAAGGGGAGAACUGGCUAAAGGUCACGUCAUCUAUGAAGGCAAGAGUGGUCACAUCCUCUCCUAUGAUGCUAUCAAGAACCCCAGGGAAAACACCCGCAGCCCCAGAACAGGCCAUGAGCUGAAACGCACUUACGACAUGAUGGAAGGACCCAUGGGCAGGGGGCAUCCUGGCAGGGAAGGCGCUCCAUUCGAAGGGUUGAUUAGCAGAGCCUUGCCCAGAGAUGGUCUACAUGCAGAUUCUAAGGACAGACCAUUGAUCACUGGAUCCAUCAUGCAAGGAACACCUAGAACAGCUGCAGAGACCUAUGAAGAGGCCAUGAAAUAUGGAAAACAGAUAAAGCGAGAGAGCCCGCCGAUCCGCUCCUUCGAAGGGGGUAUUGGCAAGGGCAAGCCCUAUGAAGGAGUCAAUACUAUCAAAGAGAUGGGACGCUCCAUUCACGAAAUCCCCAGACAAGAUCAGUCUGGUCAGGACAUCUGCAAGACCCCUGACCUGUCGGACAGGAGGGUUAUGGAUGGCUCCAUAUCUCAGAUUCACCCUCUCAACCAGCCUACUAUCAAGCACAAUGUCAAGUCCUUAAUCACCAGUCCUUCUAAGCUUCCCCACAGCAUGCCUCAGCUCGAAGCCAUGGAACGAGUCAAAUACGAGGAGAGCAAGGCAGUACGCCACACUUCUGUGGUCAACUCUACCACCUCUGUCCUGCGCUCCACACACCAGGAGGCCAGCAAAUCCCAGCUUAGCCCGGGCAUGUAUGAGGACGCCAAUGCUCGCAGGACCCCUGUUAACUACAGCACCAAUCCCGUGUCCAGAGGCUCACCCAUGCUGGGACGUGCUCCAGAGGGUGGUAUGAGCUCUACAAAAUCUGCUCCACAUGAAAGAAAGAGUACCAUGACCCCAACACAGAGGGACAGUGUCCCAGCCAAGUCCCCAGUGUCGGGUGGUGACCCUGUAGCCUCUCACAGCCCCUUUGACCCCCACCACCGGCCAGUUGUUCCUGGGGAAGUGUAUCGAGCCCACCUGCCUCCGCAUCUCGAUCCCGCACUGGCUUUCCACAGAGUGCUGGAUCCUGCCUUCAUGUUCCCUAGGCAGCCGUCCCCGACAGGCUACCACAACACCUACCAGCUGUACACCAUGGAGAACACGCGGCAGACCAUCUUUAACGAUUAUAUCACGUCCCAGCAGAUGCAAGUCAUCCCUAGGCCUGACAUGGCCCGAGGCUUGUCACCACGGGAACAGCCCGUCACUAUUCCUUACGCAGCCGGAACUCGAGGGAUUAUUGAUCUAGCCCAGAUGCCUCCAACUAUCCUGUUGCCUCACCCUGGGGGAACAGGUACUCCCACUUUGGAACGCAUCGCCUACCUCCCUGGAGCUCAGCCCCCUUUCCCUCCUAGGGCUUUCAACCCAACCUCCAUAUCGCCAGGCCACCCAGCCCACCUUGCUGCUGCUGCUGCCAGUGUGGAGAGGGAACGGGAGAGAGAGCGUGACCGGGAGCAACAGGAGAAAGAGAGAGAAAAGGAAAGAGAAAGGGAGCAGCGGGAGAGGGAGCGGGAGCGAGAGCGAGAACGUGAGAGGGAGCGGGAAAUACGAGAGCGAGAGCGAACCAAUGAAUACAUCCGUGGAGGUGGACCAGAGCAGCCAGGCCGGCCGGUGAGUCGAGGUUAUCUGCACUCCCCUUCUCCCUCCCUCAGGACGCAGGAUGUAGUGGUUCAGCAACGGCCAAGCAUCUUCCAGGGCAAGAGUGUCAUCACCUCGCUAAUGCCCCAUUCAGCAGCAGUGACAGCAGCAGCCCAGAGUAGCUCUCGCUACAGUACUGCAGCCGAUGCUCUGGCCGCUCUGGUGGACGCUGCAGCCUCUGCCCCGCAGAUGGAAGUGGCAAAGGUGAAGGAGAGCAAACAUGAACGGGAUGACGACAUGUCUGCUCGGCGAGCAGCCAGCCUGUCCGAACAGCAACAGCAGCAGCAGCAGCAGCAGGAGGCAGAUCGAAGAUCCAUGCAGUCACCAUAUGGUGCAAUGUCUCUACCAGGGGGUAAGCCACAUUCAGCUUACUCUGAGGGCCCUGGAGUCGGUGUUAAGGAUAAGGGCCCUCAAACCUCGAAGUCCCGCAUUGAAGAGGAGCUUCGGACUCGUGGCAAGACAACUAUCACAGCUGCUAACUUCAUUGAUGUAAUCAUCACACGGCAGAUUGCCUCGGACAAAGACUCACGAGAGCGAGGCUCUCAGAGCUCUGACUCUUCCAGCAGCUUGUCAUCAAGUCGAUACGAUAACACCAGUGGAGGAGCCAUUGAGGUGAUCAGCCCUGCUAGUUCCCCAGUCCAGUCCCAACAGGACAAACCAGAAGAAGUACAACAGGCAGCAGCUGGCAUGCGGGCCUAUGACAUGAGUCGUUACCGGUCAUCAGGGGAGCCACCACAACCCAGUCCCCAGCAGCCCCCGUCCUCCCAGGCUGAUAGCUACUCCCAGAUCCCCAAGACUCACAGAGUAAUGACCUUGGCAGACCAUAUUUCGCAUAUCAUAACCCAAGACUUCGCCCGGAAUCAGGACCCUCCUCCAGUCUCCUCUUCAGCCUCGGCCACAUUCCAGAGCGUGGUUCCACCUGUGUCCUCUUCAGGUCGAGCUAAGGUGCCCAGCCGCUACAGUCCGGAGAAUCAGGUCCAGGCCCCGCACCACCAGAGACCCUCCAGCAGAGUGUCCCCAGAGAAUGCCCCUGACAAGCCCAGAGCCAGGCCUGGCAAAUCUCCAGAGCGAGGCGGCAGGCAAAUGGAAAACUAUGAACCCAUCUCUCCACCACAGAGCUACCAAGGCAUGGACAAACAGGACGCUGGUGGGCCUCCACAACAGAGGAGAGAUGCUGACAACUCAGAGAUCAGGAGUGACUCACGAUCCCCGGGGAGUGUCAGCUAUCUUCCGUCCUUCUUCACCAAGCUGGAGAACACCUCGCCAAUGGUGAAAUCCAAGAAGCAGGAGAUCUUUCGUAAGUUGAACUCCACCUCUGGUGUCGGUGAUUCUGAUGUUGGAAACGCUCAACCAGGCACAGAGAUUUUCAACUUGCCUGCUGUUACCAGCUCCAGCAGUAUCAACCCCAGGAAUCACUCCUUUAGUGACCCAGCCAGUAACCUGGGCUUGGAGGACAUCAUCCGCAAAGCCUUGAUGGGCAACUUAGAGGAGAGACAGGAGGAGCACCAGGGAGGAGUAGUGGCUCAGUGUGCCAUGAAUAACACAACUGGCACAGGCAGUGACGCCCGCCAAGAGGCCAACCCAUCACCUAGCAUGGGGAAGCAGAAGCAGGGCAAAGCCAACAGUCGAAAAUCCAAGUCACCUAACCUGGGUCAGGCCUACACUGGAGGGGAACGUCCCUCUUCAGUGUCCUCCGUCCACUCCGAGGGAGAUUAUCACAGACAAGCCCAAGCCCAACCCCAGUGGAGCUGGGACGACCGACCGUCAUCUGCAGGAUCCAUGCAGUUCCCUUACAACCCACUGACCAUGCGCAUACUGAGCAGCACGCCACCCACUUCCAUAGCUUCCCCCGCCAUACAGAGCCAGCAGCAGCAACAGCAACAGCAACAGCAGCAGCAGCAGCAGCCACCUCCAGCUGGAGCCCCGGUGGCCCAGCAGCGUGUGUGGCAGUCUCUGCUGUCAGAGCAAUAUGAGACCCUGUCUGACAGCGAUGACUGAGCCCUGCUCGCUACGGCCCCAAUAACCAGAAGAGAGGCCUGUGCUGAGGCUUGUCUGUUCAACCCCUCCUGUCCUAGAACUAACCUCGCUCACUGGCGAGUGUGACAAGUACAUGGGGUGGUGUCCUUUUUAUUUUUGGUGCUAUUGCGCCCCCUGGCUGUUAGCUAAGAGUACAAGCAGCGGCCUGUGACAGGCAGGGCUCUCCAGAACAAGGCUAGCUUUUGGUCCGGAAGCACUCACCCAACCUGUCGGGGAAAUAAACAGAACUCGACUGAGGGGACAUCAUGAGCUAUAGUGAAGAUGAAGAACUUACUAUGUAAAAAGAAACAGCAUAAGAGACUAUUUCUGAAUUUUGUUUGAUUUCUGUAAAGAUAUACCUUGUCUUUAAGAAAAUCAUUGUAUGUAAAUAUAGUAACCUUUUGCAGUGUUUUUCUUAACUUGAUUAUUUCUUAUUUUAAUGUCGCUUUUAAAUCGAUCCACUUUAAAUGGGAAGAGUAAGGAUGUAAUCUUUAAUAUCACAGUUGGUCUCUCCCAGUUCACCGCCACCCCACAUCACCUGACACCCACUCUAAUAUUUUUACCAUAGCGACGCUAAGAGAGACCGGACCUUUGGUUUGUACUUGACCAUGAGUGGAGCACAGAGAUUGUGCCACCCUGCGCGCCAUCCACCAAGCACCACCAGAGCCUGAACACCGUGGACAUUCGAGGAUGAAACAGAGUAACAUUUCAAACAGUAUUGAUAUUUGAUGCCUGUCUUCACCACAUAGUGGAGAUGAUGCAUGGAUUGUAACUAUCAGAUAGUAGAGGUAACUUCUCAUCCCAUUCGAGACAGAGAAAUGUUGAGUUGAGAACACUGGUGUCAUAGCAGAAAGGUGAAAAGUCUGAUAUAAGCUUAAUUUUGGAAAAGAGAACCUUAUGACUACUCCUGGACCCCGUCUGAAUAAUGAGAGUGAGCCAAUGUUUUUUUUUGUUUGUUUGUUAUUUGUUUUUUUUUCUCAAUAGAGCCAUGGUGUGUCACUUGUAGCUGUCUCUCUCUGCAGUUUCCAACCUGUCCAGAAUGAUCUGCUCCGCAACGUUGUCAUGGUAAAAAAACAAAAACAAAAAAAAGUAUGUCAGGUUUUGCCAUGCCUUGUGACUUGAGAAAGAAGGCAGCUUUAACUAAUUUUCUCAGAGAUAUACGUUGGUGUUUGAUGUUUGUAUUUGUUUCUGUAGUCCCUCUUUUUUUUUCCCUUCUUUUUUUUGAUACUGUCCUGACAGAAAUCUGAACUCUGUAAAUUGUCUUUCCAUUACAUAAAAGGCAAAACUAACCAAACAUAAAGAAUGGUCUGCACCAUUGUUGCACUUUUUUGCUUUGUAGCUUUUGACAAAAAAAAGCAUACUACCUGCUGUGUAACUUAUUCAAUCUCCAGCACAGGAGUAUACUAAGAUGUGCUUUAAGUUUUUCCCACCACUCACACAGUUCUGGAUGUUUUGACUUUCUGUCUUUUCUUGUAGCUGGUACAUGAUUUCGUAGUGUGACACUCACCAUUACAGUUUUAAGUGUAUGGUACAGUUAAAUGUUUAGGAUUUUGCUGUCAUGGUGAUUCAAAAUCAUGACCACUUAAUCUGUGCUUUCAUUGUGUCAGUCAACCGGCAUAAAGCUUUGAAUAUGAAUUAUAUUAGGUCAACUUCAUAAAUGGCAGUAAUGUUCCUUUGAAAGUCUUUUUUUUUUUUUUUUUAAAGAUAUGUGAAAGAAUACCAUGUUUUGGCUUUUUCAGCUUUCACUUUGCUCAGUUAACAAAUCCAUUCUGCUCUAAACUUGAUAUUUCCUUUGUUCCUCUCAUUUUGACUUUGAAUCAUUUGUCAUAGCACAUGUUCAGAUUUUUAUUUUCUGUCAUUUUCAACAUCUUUGUUAUUCAUCCUGUUUAGACGGGAUGUUAUGUGUUUACAAAGGCAAUGACAAAAAAAAGUUUACAAACUUGAAUCUUAAAGAAAUCCGACAUGAAGCCGAAAAAGAAUUGGAGCAUCUUUUCAGCUCUCUAACACACAGUGGUGACUUUUUUCUUUUUUUUUUUUUUUUGUCUUUUUGAAAUUGAGACUUGAAAACCCGUGUAUCCUAUGAUGUUGAAAUGCAAUGUUUGUAUCGCACAAUGUCUCUUAGUAGGCUAUUACAAGAGUUCAGACCAAUCAAAUAAAGUGGUUCAGUUCUCCACCACU
Molecule: messenger RNA, 9650 nt
Organism: Chelmon rostratus (copperband butterflyfish)
Lineage: Eukaryota; Metazoa; Chordata; Actinopteri; Chaetodontiformes; Chaetodontidae
Gene: ncor1
Product: nuclear receptor corepressor 1
Exons: 46
Coding region: 201-7454 (2417 amino acids)
Biological process (GO): negative regulation of transcription by RNA polymerase II
Molecular function (GO): transcription corepressor activity; nuclear thyroid hormone receptor binding
Source: RefSeq, a predicted model, not a curated record